This is a messenger RNA of Macadamia integrifolia, 601 nucleotides long. RefSeq names its product copper transporter 6-like. NCBI's taxonomy places the organism in Eukaryota, Viridiplantae, Streptophyta, Magnoliopsida, Proteales, Proteaceae. Gene Ontology annotation, molecular function: copper ion transmembrane transporter activity. The coding region runs from base 21 to 497 and encodes 158 amino acids. Gene Ontology annotation, cellular component: plasma membrane. The transcript has a single exon. The record is from RefSeq and is a predicted model, not a curated record. Gene Ontology annotation, biological process: intracellular copper ion homeostasis; copper ion transmembrane transport.
AGAGAGAGAGAGAGAGAGAGAUGGCAGCCAUGAUGCCCGGAGGAAUGAUGUCAAUGCCAUCCCCUGCAAUGACGAUGUCCAACAGCACCACCGGUAUGAGUAUGAUGUCGCACAUGACCUUCUUCUGGGGGAAGAAUGCAGAGAUUCUAUUCUCAGGUUGGCCAGGAAGCAACACAGGGAUGUACGUGCUGGCCUUGAUUGUGGUGUUCGUCCUAGCAGUGCUCGCGGAGGGUCUCUCCCAUUGCCGACUCAUAAAAUCUGGGACCAACAAUGUGGUGGCAGGGUUGCUUCAGACUCUUAUGCACACCAUCCGUAUGGGGUUUGUUUACUUAGUGAUGCUUGCUCUCAUGUCAUUCAAUGGCGGUGUCUUCAUCGUCGCCGUUGCCGGUCACGCCCUCGGCUUCUUGCUUUUCGGCAGUACGGUUUUUAGAGGUGACCCUCUGGUCAUUCCCAUGUCUCCUCAGAAACCCUCCGAUCUCCCUCCCAUGAGGUGCUGAUUAGUACUGGACUGUUUGAUACCAUGCCAUGCAUGAUCAUCCCCCAUCCCUAAAUAAAUAAAUAAAAAUUGUUUGGUUCUCUAUAUGCAGAAUCUUCCUCUUAU